AUGUCGGCUACGCACGACUUUCGGGUGGGCGACGUCGUCCUGGCGAAGGUGAAGGGCUACCCAGCGUGGCCAGGUAUAUUGGUGGAUGAUGUGCAUGUCCCUCGUGCUGUGCGGGAAGAAAGGCCCAGCACCAAAACGGUGCCCCACACGGUGCGCUUCUUCCCCGCGGCCGACUACCACUGGUCGUCGGCGCGCGAUCUCAAGCCGCUGACGCCGCAUGAUAUCGAGGCCUUUCUGACGAAUCCCAAGAACAAGUCGGGCGCCCUGCGCGAGGCGUACGAGCUCGCCAAGGACCCGCAUGCAUGGAACGAAAAGCAGAAUGACAUUGUCAAGGAGCACGACGCAUGGGUAGAGGAGCACGGAGAGGAGGAGGAGGAGGACGAAGAGGAAGAGGAGGACGAGGAGGAGGACGAGGAAGACGAAGACGAGGACCGCCAAGAGGCGCCGAAGCGGCGAACGAGCAGGGCCGCGCCGAGGGCGAAGCGCGCUCGCACCGACGAGCCGGCGGAGGAACCGGAGGCAGCAGCUACGACCGCGGCUGUGCGCGAGCAGGAAGAGGAGCUCGAUCCAGCGACGCGCAAGGUCCGCGAGUGGCGUCACAAGCUGCAACGGGCCUUCCUGAGCAAAGCCGGUGUGAUCGUGGCCGAGGAUAUGGACGCGCAGGACGCGACAUUCAAAACGGUCGAGGCGUACCAAGACAUGACCGUCGACCAGCUCAAGGCCACAAAGAUCGGCAAGGUCAUGAAGCGGAUCUACCAGCUCCCCGACAUUCCUCGAGACGACGAGUUUCACUUUCGCGAUCGUGCUGGCGAGCUCAUGAAGCGCUGGAGCGCUCUGAUCGGUAGUCAUGCGCCGUCGGAAGACAAUGACGCCUAA
Molecule: messenger RNA, 876 nt
Organism: Malassezia restricta
Lineage: Eukaryota; Fungi; Basidiomycota; Malasseziomycetes; Malasseziales; Malasseziaceae
Product: chromatin remodeling
Exons: 1
Coding region: 1-876 (291 amino acids)
Biological process (GO): regulation of transcription by RNA polymerase II
Cellular component (GO): nucleus
Molecular function (GO): double-stranded DNA binding; transcription coregulator activity
Source: RefSeq, a predicted model, not a curated record